Messenger RNA from Dendroctonus ponderosae (mountain pine beetle), 3773 nucleotides. It is a transcript of the gene Mex-3, whose product is annotated as RNA-binding protein MEX3B. NCBI's taxonomy places the organism in Eukaryota, Metazoa, Arthropoda, Insecta, Coleoptera, Curculionidae. The record is from RefSeq and is a predicted model, not a curated record. Gene Ontology annotation, molecular function: RNA binding.
CGGUCUGCCGGUCGGUUUAAAAUCAGUUAGUUCGAAGCAAGCAUCGAGUUUGCUGGCUUUUGCUUGAACAUAAAAAUUCGUUAACACAGUAAAUGAACCAUUUUUUUAAUACAGCAAAAUUAGAUUGAAUAUAUUUUUAUACCGGUGAAUCAACGUGUAUGUUUACCAUUUAGUCGUACGUCGCUUGUUUAUGUUCCUCCAUCAGUCGGAAUCGUCGGACUGAACCUAGUGCUUAACCUAACCCAAAAAAAAACAGAAAAAACAACUCUCCCCCGCCGGUCGUAAAGUAAACUGUAUGAGCGCACCCGGUUGCAUUCAUCAUCAGAACUCGCCAUCACUAUCGACAAUCAAUUAAAUUCAAAGGAACCCGCUUCAACUGCCUAACCACCCGCCGAAUGUCCGUGAGUUUGUUCUCCGAAAUGGACAGAUCGAGCGGAAUCGGGGACGAACGAGCCCUCCAACUUGCCCUUGAACUCUCCAUGCUGGGGUUCAGUGAUCAGCUCAGUACCGUUAACGUUCCGGAUUCUGAUCCCCAUAGCGAUCUGAGCCCGUUCGUCGGCUCCAUUGGCUCACCGUUGGAGGAUAUCCGGUCUAAAAAGUCUCAGAAUAUGACGGAGUGCGUGCCCGUGCCCAGUUCCGAACAUGUGGCUGAAAUUGUAGGCAGACAAGGCUGCAAAAUCAAGGCUUUGCGUGCGAAAACAAACACGUACAUCAAGACGCCGGUGCGAGGUGAGGAGCCGGUCUUCGUGGUCACUGGUCGAAAGGAGGACGUGGCCAAGGCCAAGCGGGAGAUUCUGAGCGCUGCUGAGCACUUUUCCCAGAUCAGAGCUUCCAGGAAAAACAACCUUGCAGGGUUGGGAUCGGGCGCGAGCACUCCUCCGGGACCUCCGGCCAAUGUUCCCGGCCAUGUGACCAUUCAGGUGCGAGUGCCGUACCGCGUGGUUGGCCUAGUGGUGGGGCCCAAAGGGGCGACGAUCAAGCGUAUCCAGCACCAAACUCACACGUACAUCGUCACACCCAGUCGCGACAAGGAACCCGUCUUCGAAGUGACCGGCCUGCCCGAAAGCGUGGAGUCUGCACGUCGGGAAAUUGAGGCGCAUAUCGCCAUGCGAACGGGUAACAGCAACGGCCUGGCCCUCAGCGGCUUGCCAUCUCUAGGCAGCAUGGAGGAGAGCGACAUGUUCGUCUCAAUUUGCAAGACUGGCUUGCACUCGAUCCUAAAUUGCAUGGAGCCCAUUCAGGAUCAGUUCCCCACGAUGACUUCUUCGACGGGAAGUAGCGGCGCUUUUUCCGGCUCGAGCUCCGGCUCGUGUUCCAGCAGCUCAUCCAGCAUUGGAGGCAGAGACCUGGGAACCAUUUGGGGCUCGACUGACCGGGAUGAGGGCCUCGGCGACUCGCCCAGCUUUGAUACGACGACAGCGCUAUCGAGCAUAUGGUCCUUUCCGAUGAUCCCAUCGCGGCCCAGCCCAGCUAACAGCAGCAGCUCAUCCGAGUCCCUGGGAUCGAUGUCGUUUGGUUUGAGCGCAAAGUGCAUGGUUUGCAACGACUCGAAAGUGACCCAUGCUCUGGUGCCGUGCGGCCACAACCACUUCUGCAUGGACUGCUCGAAUAGGAUCUGCGACGGGGCGGGCGCUCAAUGUCCCCUUUGCAAGACGCGCUCGAUCCAGGCCAUUCGAAUCUUUUCGCCCACCGUUUAAAUCUGAAGCAGGUAACACGCAGCAGCUGAAUGAUCUCGCUCGAAUCUCCUUGUCCGGUAGCCGCAUAGCAGGGAGUUUCCGCUGAAACUUCACACAACAGUAUUAAUGCCGAAGUUGGAUGGAUCGCCUCGCUCCCUACCAUGCGGUUCGCACCCAUCACAUUCCCCCUCCGGGUCUCUGGAAAUCCUGUGUUCAGCUUGCCGGUCUGGGCGCUUGGCGCAUUAAGGGAUACGCAUACAACGAAUACCUACUAAAAAUUCUAUUGUUGAUUUUGAUCAUUUCCCUAGCGAGCAGGAGUUCUUCUUCGUUUCGGUUGUUUAUAUUGGUUGAGCUAAGUGGUCCGGACCUGGCCGAGCGUAGUCAUCGUAUGCCAGUUUUCAUAUUUCCCUUUUAUUUUAUUACCGUUUUACGACUAGUAGGCAUUAGGAAUAGAAUUAUAUUUAGUUUUUUUGAUCGAGUUUACCCGUUUUCCUGCUUACAGCGGAAGAUUGUUUAGAACACGACUUCUAGAUAUGUACGUGCAACCGUUUAGUUUAUCUAGUACAAACUAGUUGGCAUCGUACCGAUGUCCGCUUUUUUGACGCUCCGCCACCCUCUAUAUUGCAAAAGACAUUGCGACACCAGCAUUCUAUCAGAUAGAUUUAGCUACUCGACUCGAAGUAUUUUCGUUAUUUUUUCAAGUGUAUUUUUUUAAGUUUUGCCAUGUGAAAUCGAUCACGUUUUUAAAGUCUGAAACAGCAAUUCUCAAAAUAUUAUUUAAGUAAUAUGUGACAUUUAAACAAAUAUUUAACAUUAAUAGAAAAAGCAUAAGUAUAGUAAAAGUUUAAAAAAAAUAUUAUAUAUUUGGGAGUGAGACAUAGUUUUCGUAGUAGACAGUGGGUUAAUAAUGCAGUGAGUCAAGAGUGCAUCUGAGAUAACAGCGGACACGACCAGUUCGAGGGCCUUUUGGCUGUGAUCUUCAAUACGCCGCCGUUAAGGGCCGGUCCGACCCUGUCGGGAUCGGGACCGCUUCUCGUUGUCCAAAUACGGCCAACUUUGCGUAACUUUCAUUCAAGUCAAUUGUUGCUAUUCGGUCAAUUGCUUGGACAAAGCUGAUGUGCGCAAAACUGGCAUGCAUUUGGCAAUUCGACACUCGAAUCGGCCCCCAUCCCGUCCAAGCACCCCCCUAAUAACAACAUACAUAUCCAUUAUUGUUAGUUAAAUCACAUAUUGUUAAUAUUGUUCUGUUAUCGUGUGAUGCAUAUAUUUCUAUAUAUAUUUUUAAGUCGAUCUAAUGAGUUUUAAGAGACUAAUGACUAUAAAUUACUUAUUAAUUGUGCGCACAGGGCCUCGGCACGCUCCUGAUGGCCGUCGAGUUUCGUGGGUUCCAUUUUUCACAUCACUGUUAAGAAUGUCUCUAGUUGCCCGCUUUUGCAGCCCCAAUCCAACGCGAAAACCAUCAAAAUUUGGCAAAUAAUUCCACUUCUCGAAAAUCACUGCAACCCCAUAAGACAUCGUGUUCAAUUGUACAGAGCCAUUCUUAGCUGUUACUAACAUGAUAAGACAAUUUUCAAAAUUAACAGUACAUGUAAAAAAAUAAAUAAUUAAUUAUUUUAUUUUUUUACAUAUUUUUCUGGAGAUAUUUAACUAUGAAUGUUAGUACAAGUUCAUGUUCACGGUUCGUGUGCACAUUGACUAUUUAGAAUACAUUUUUAAUUAGUUAUAUUUUAUAUUCAUAUUUUACCUAUUAUAUGAACUCUCUCGAAGUGAUUUAUUUUCUAAUUUUCUAUUUGAUUUUUUGAAUGUAUAAGUGUGUUUUCUAUUUAGAAAUUUAUCAAUUAGAUGAAAUGUUUUUUGCGCGUAGCGACUGAGACGGUUUUUUUGCUUAGUUAGUCGGUUCUCUUUAGGGCAACUAAAGUGUCGAUGUUAGUGACUUUAAAUAUUUUGCUACGGAAAAUAGCGUUCGAUAAGACUAAACUGCCGUCUGUACGCUUUAGCUGCCCCUCAGAAUAAAAAAAAAUUUAACCUAGCGAAUAAGAUAUUUGAGUUUUAUAUUAUUAUUUUGCUACCAAAUACCAAUAAAGUUCGUGAUUUAUA